This is a messenger RNA of Agrilus planipennis (emerald ash borer), 2049 nucleotides long. RefSeq lists its product as uncharacterized. The transcript is spliced from 4 exons. NCBI's taxonomy places the organism in Eukaryota, Metazoa, Arthropoda, Insecta, Coleoptera, Buprestidae. Bases 418 to 1788 code for a protein of 456 amino acids. The record is from RefSeq and is a predicted model, not a curated record. Gene Ontology annotation, molecular function: protein binding.
GAUGGCGUUGUGAUUUUUUUGGCCGGGUAGGUUAUAGGGAACAUCCUGUAUAUUUUUGUGGUAAAGUUGGUUGCAUACAAAAGGCUUCGUGGAGGAUUUAAAUUCCGCACUUUCUGCUCUUAAAAUCGUGUGUUGAUUGGUAAAUUUUUGACGUUUGCAACGAGAAACAAUGAAAACAGUAAUUCUGUUUCUGUCAGCAGUUGUGUUUACCGUGUUUGCCGUUGUACGUCGAGGUUAAUGUCAAAACAAAAUAAAACCCGUUGCAAAUUUCGCGUGUUUUUCGAAAAAACUGUUUUUCUUCAUCGUCAGUUCGUAAAAUGUCUCGUAUUAAAAUGAUCUUGUGUCUUACAGGUUAACAGUGUUGUGUAUUUAAAAAAAAAAAUCAAAAUUUCUGUAGGGUACAAACAGCGGAACAGUAUGUUUAAUUUCAUCAAAAAGGCGGGUACUGGGUCAAUGUUAGAUAAAGAGGACAAAGAUAGGCGUAAAAGGGAUAAAAAAGAGCGCAAGGAGAAGCAAAAGAAAGACAGAUCUAGCAUGUCUGCAGACGAAAUGCUAAGACUCGACGAGGUAAGGAGGUCCCUUAAAAUAAGAGGCCGUCGAAAAGACAAAGACAAACUACCGUUGGGCAUCACUGCCGAUUACACGGCAGAUUUUCUGGCGUGUUUAGAAAGGGACGAUUCUUACGGUCCGGCCACAACGCCAUCCGUUCACGGCGGUGCCUAUACCUUCUCGGAUAGUUCGGAAACGAGCCUAAACUCGCUAAAUAAUCCUAACACAAGCUACCACCACCACCAACAACAGCAACAGCAUCGUAAAGUUUUACCCCCGGUACCACCGAAGCCUCCAAAACGGGGUAUCUUGAAGGGACCUCGUGUUAGCGUGACCCACGACUCUUCCUCCACAAACGGCACUAACGUUGUUAACCAACACAGUACAUUGGUAAAAAACACGUUACAAAAUGAAGUAAUAAGCUACGAAAAUAUAACAAAUGGAGUUGAGACAUACAACGGUAGUAGUAGUAGUAGAUAUUUGUGCCGAAACAACGACACAACGAUUUCAGCCACUGCCCCUACCCCUACCCCUAUGACAAACCUUUUGACGGUGGUGUCCACGUCGCCCAGCGCCGAUUCCUUGACAGACACUACCAAUUCCUCUUUCGCUACACCUCCAUUUUCACUAAGUCCUAUAGGCGAAAGUCAGGGUUUCCACAGGUGGACUCGUAGUGGUAACCUGGAGGACGUCAAUCUUCCGCUGCCUCCCAUUGUACCGUUAAAGUUACCAAAUCCGCGUGUCCUUACGAUACAGCGCCAAAAAGCUCCACGAAACGAUUUCGGUUUUUCAUUAAGACGUGCGAUGAUCUUGGAACGAAACGUUGUCGGUAAUAGUUGUAGUGGUGAAGUGAUAAUGCGUGCGGUCGUGUUUGCCGAACCUGGCACCAUAGUGCAGCACAACAACGAGACCGGUCUUUUGCCGGGCGAUAAACUUCUUGAAGUUAACGGGAUCCAUGUCGAAGACAAAAGUCGCGAGGAAAUUAUCGACAUGAUCAAAAGAUCCAAGGAUUUCGUCACAGUCAAGGUUCAGCCGGUGGCUGAGCUGAGUGAACUGAGUCGCCGGUCAGGUCACGAUGGUCAAGAGUUUGUACUGGACGAAGUAAACAUAAAAGGUGGAACUCUCAGGCGUUCCGGAAGCCAAAGAUUUAAUAAGUUGUCUAAGGUAUGCCACGCCAUGUGUAUAAUAAAUAUAUGCCACAUCUAUUUUUUAUGUAAUAUUGUUUAUAAUUACCAUUAGGUACACAUCUACUUCAUACUUUCAUCGUUAUUAUUUGGUAACCUCUUCUUGAUCCAAUAACUGUUUCUUUCUUUGUCGCAUUUUUACGUAAUACUUUGGCACAGUUCCUUCGCCUUCUCGAACAUAUUUAAUAUGUACCAUCGUGUUUGAUGUUGACCUGUUUAAAUGGCAGGGAAAAAAUGAGCGGAAAUGUAGUACAACAUGAUGUUUUGUUUACUGGCGUAGUUCGUAACAGUUCGUUUUCAAGCCAACACAUUGUUG